Nicotiana tabacum (common tobacco) is the source of this 552-nucleotide messenger RNA. The record is from RefSeq and is a predicted model, not a curated record. Lineage: Eukaryota; Viridiplantae; Streptophyta; Magnoliopsida; Solanales; Solanaceae.
AUGGCCAUUUCACACAGUCUUCUGAAGAAGACAAUCGCACUUUACCACUCAACGUAUACAGCUCCAUUAAUAGUCAAGACUUUGAGAAUAAACAAGAAGCAACACAAUUACAGCCCAAAUCUCAUUUCCAUUUCAGCUCAUAUGAUCAGAGGCUACGGAUCAAUACAGCAAGCUACUACUGUGCCUCCUGCUGUUCCAGAAUUUGAUCCAAUCCCACCGGAAAAUCCACCUCCGAGCCCGGGCCCUGGUUUUCCAGGCCCUCCGAAUCCAUUACCACCUGGUCAUGAUCCACCAGGGCCAGACAUGCCUGGGCUACCACCGGAAAUUUCUCCGCCGGGUGGCCCAGACGUUAUACCUCCGGCUAUUCCGGAGAUUGUUCCUCCGGGUGGGCCGGAUGUUAUACCUCCGGCCAUCCCGGAGAUUGUUCCGCCCGGUGGACCGGAUGUUAUACCUCCAAAGCUGCCGGAACCUGGGUCGCCGUACCCGACGGAUAUUCCGCCGCCCAUUAUCACUUUUGGGCCUGUUGUUUUUAGGGCAGGUGAAAGAUUUUAA